Xylaria bambusicola is the source of this 3418-nucleotide messenger RNA. RefSeq lists its product as uncharacterized. Lineage: Eukaryota; Fungi; Ascomycota; Sordariomycetes; Xylariales; Xylariaceae. The transcript has 4 exons. The record is from RefSeq and is a predicted model, not a curated record. Bases 214 to 2679 code for a protein of 821 amino acids.
GGUUUGUUGAGACCCACUGGAACGCCCCCUGUCCAAGACUCCAAUGCGCCAGCCAGGACUGCAGUACAUGUACCAUCUGGGUCACCUUGGCGUCAUUCAAGGGCCCUGAUCAGGUCCUGACUUAGGCAUCUCUUUACGUCCUGGACGGUAUCACAAGGACGCUUGUUGACUGAAGAACUUAACAUAACUCAUGGAGGGAGCUCGUACAAGACCAUGACCUCUAGAAAGCGCCCUAGACCUGGCCCCUCCGAUAACAGCCGCAAAGACACCGUGCCGCCAGAUACCGGAGUUGCGUCACUGGUUCCGAGCGCAUCAUCUUCACAUGGGAUGUCACCCACCAAGCCAGGUCAUUUGAACACGUCCACCAGCACCUUUUCCCGUAAUGAAAAAAAGGUCCGAAAGACAAAGAGCUGGUAUGGCUCAUGGCCUCGCGUUUCCAAGUCAUCUCCUUCGAUUCAGGUAGCUCGGGAGAAUAUAAUGGGCGAUACUCGUCGGUCGGAAGCUGCAGCAGACUUCAGCCGUUUCGAAACGAAUAAGAAAGAGGCAUCUACACAUUCGGUUGGCCAGUCUACAGGGACAUUGCGCACAGAUACCGAAACCAAUACCAAGACACAGCAAGAUGAGUCGGUGUCUCCCACAAGACCACAGGAAAUACCGAGCAUGGGUGAUGGACCAGCGGAUGAAGAUACGGAGAGAGGGCCAGAAAACUCUAGUGAAGGUUUAGAUGGACCUGGUCCAUCCGAAGACAUUACUGCAAACUCCACAGGCUGGUUAUCAUGGCUAAGUCGGUCGACGCCCCAGCAGCAGAACGGACCAACAAAUGACAACACUGAAGGCAGCCAAACUGGUCCAGUGGCAGCGCAACCUCCACAACAGCUUGAAAAUCAUCACGCUGAGUCGCUACAAGAGACCUCUCAACCAACGAAACAACCAGGCCCGUGGUUUGGAUUCUGGUCAUCGUCAACCAACGCAACCACCCAGGAGACUGGAAAACAAGCGUUGAAGAAUGAAGUGACUGUAGCCGAAGAGUCCAAAGUCCAGGAGAAUGGGGAUGUUGCCAUGCAAGAUGCUCCAAUGCAAUCGGCCCCAGCACCAGCACCGGUACCUGCAACAACUCAACCAUCAGCGGGCUCAACGUGGGCUUUCUGGUCUAGAGAGCCGGCUAAGAAAAUAGAUAGAGAGGCAUCAUCAUCCGAACAAGGUGAAUUAGCAGUUAUGGGCGAUGGUUCGGAAACGCAUCCAAGAAAAUCUAGCAUUGAGGUCAGCGAAGAAAAUAGUAACAAGAAGGAGCUGUUGGCCAAGCCUCCUCAGGACCGGCUACAGAAGGAUGCUCGGAGGACAAAAGCCAAAAGAAACCGACCACAAUCCAUGGACAUAGAUGAGCCAGCCACAGUUCGGCCAGGAACACCCGAUUCAGAAGUGACUGUCAAGAACUUGCCGUCAAAACCAGACACGACUUCGACCCAUAAGGCGCUUCCUCCCAAUUUACUUUUGCCAUCUUUCAAGGCCACUUACCGUAUGAAAGAGAAUCCUUCAAUCAUUAAACAAAUUGCACAGUUCUUGCUUAGAACGCAGCAGUCGCCUACAAAACAUGUAUUUCUCUCCAAAGAGAUUCCACCGAUCAAGAAAGCUCUUGCUAUUGGCGUUCAUGGGCUGUUUCCAGCCAGUUAUUUGAGACCUAUGAUAGGUCAACCCACAGGGACUUCUAUCAAGUUCGCAAAUCAUUGUGCCGAGGCGAUUCGCAGAUGGACUGAGAGCAAUGGCUCGAGUGAUUGCGAGAUAGAGAAGGUUGCUCUGGAGGGAGAAGGUAAAAUAGCAGACCGAGUCAAUAACUUGUGGAAACUGUUGUUAAACUGGAUCGAGCAUAUAAAAAAUGCGGAUCUCAUCAUGCUAGCUUGUCAUUCGCAGGGCGUUCCUGUCAGUAUUAUGCUUUUAGCAAAACUGAUUGAUCUGGGAGUCAUCACAAACUCACGAAUUGGCGUCUGUGCAAUGGCUGGUGUUUCACUUGGCCCCUUUCCAGACUACAAGUCCGGAAUGGGGAUGUUGAUGGGGUCUGCAGCAGAGCUCUGGCAGUUUGCAGACCCGGAAAGUGAAAUAUCCAAGAGAUAUGAACAUGCGUUGAAGACGGUAGUCGACUAUGGCGCCCGCAUCACAUACAUUGGCAGUCUCGAUGAUCAAUUAGUGCCGUUAGAGUCGGCAUUGUACGGCCCUGCCUAUCACCCUUAUAUUUACCGGGCCGUCUUUAUCGAUGGCCGAAAUCAUGCUCCAGAUUUCAUUGCACACCUAGUGGGAUUUGCGCUCAGGCUCCGUAAUCUAGGGGUUUCUGAUCACGGUCUGAUUCGAGAACUAUCGGUGCCUUUAGCAGGUAGUCUAUAUUCGGGAGAAGGCCAUUCGAGACUCUACGAUGAGGAUCAAGUGUAUGACUUGGCUAUCUCGCAUACACUCGAGACCACGAGUGUUUUCGGUGUCCCUUGUGAUGUUCAAAAGCAUCAGGGACUUAGUAACCCUAAUCCAUAUGUACUUCCAUGGAUUAUGCGAGGUCUUCUCGAAGAGGAUUUUGUUAAACGAAAUUUUGAAGAAACAGAGGAACUACUUAGGCAGUUCGACGACUGGCAACCUACCACGAAAGCGCUGAAGGAUGUGAAAUAUAGACUGGAGGCAGUUAGAUCGAAAUUGUAGGAUUCUUUGGGUGUCUUUUAGAUAUAUAUAAUACUGGGCGGAAUGGCUAGCGAUCAGCACAUCGGGAUCUGGUCUGGGCAAGGACUUAGAUGGUUCAUUUUUACACACGUAAGGAGUUUGGCGUUUAGUGGCCUUUUGAGCCAGUGGUAUAAGGAUGAUGAUUUGGGUUCUUAUGCCUGGCUUGGUAGAUAAAGGAUAUAACAAGUAUGGCCCAACCUUGUCAAUAUGUGACAUGAUAUUCUACUUCUCCAGUUUAUUCUUGGUUAUUAUUUUGUAAUCUUUUCCUUUCAGUUUAUAAGGCAAAUGUGUAGGCCAUUAUUGAGUAAAACAUGUCAGUACGCAGGUUGUUUCAUAUAUAUAUUACCUAUUACUACCUCUUUCGAAGACGUCUCAACCUCUUUAGAUCGCCAGCGCCCUGUAGUCUUGUGAGCCUCAACUUGUCUUAGCCUAAUCAUCAUCGUCACCGCAUCACCGAGCGCUUGGUACCUACCUCUUAAGGGAUAUAUAUCUUGGCGUACGCCCAGCCAUGGGGCACCUCUUUUGUGGAUUAAGUAAGUAUUCGCCUGCUACUGAGUGUACAUGUACCGGUAGAAUCUGAAAAGCACCCCGCCAUCAAAACAGUACCUACCUACACACAAGGGAAUACUAGAAGGGAAAUCCUUAUCGCUUUAUGUCUUAGUAGCGAUAACAGCAAACGCACAGACACGAGGUAUCAACACUCAGCAGACAUGAAGCAAUG